Messenger RNA from Dendrobium catenatum, 1104 nucleotides. RefSeq lists its product as uncharacterized. The record is from RefSeq and is a predicted model, not a curated record. The coding region runs from base 1 to 1104 and encodes 367 amino acids. The transcript has 3 exons. NCBI's taxonomy places the organism in Eukaryota, Viridiplantae, Streptophyta, Magnoliopsida, Asparagales, Orchidaceae.
AUGACUCUUGGAAGCUCUGAUGUCGAUGCAUUUGCCUCACAUCUCCUCAGGGGAAAUCUUCAUGUACAAAUCUCCGCAAUUCAUGAUGUAGGGCAUUGUGAGGGAGCUUAUCAAUGUGCCGUUGGGAUGAGUCCUCUGGGAGAUCUGGAAGAAUGCAAGGUUGCCGAGUUGUGGGGGCUCCACGCCCUCGAGCGUUGUUUCUCAGCGCAGCCAUUCAUGUCGGUGCAAUUCCUACAGCGUGCCAUGGCACUGCUCCGCUCGCUGCACUCUCACCUGACCCAUCUCGUUCAUAAGCUACACCUUCCCGGCGGUGACAAGUGGCUCGACGAAUAUAUGGAUGAGAGCUCCCGCCUCUGGGAGGCCUCUCUCGUCCUCAAGCUCGGCCUCUCAAGCAUGGAGUCCUAUUGUGCUGCAGCAGCCAACAUCAUCACAUCCCUCGACAACAGGCACCUCUCGCCUUCUCCCCUCCUCACCCGCCAGGUGAUGCGGGCUAUUUCAAACUCGAGGAGGGAAGCUGCUGGGCUUGAAGAAGAGAACCGGGUGUUGGUGGAGAAUAGAGUGCGCCCGCUGGCUCUCCAACUCGAUGAGAGGGUCCGUUCAAUGGAAUCCAAGCUCCACGGCUUCAACGGAUUCAGGGGAGUCCUCUACGCCAUGAGGAAUGUUAGCUCCUUCAUCCUCAUAAUUCUCCUAUGGGGCUCCGUUUCGUACUGGCCGGACCCGAGUUUGGGUUGCCGAGGUGCUCCCGCCGAAUGCACGCUCUUUUAUGGCUCCGGGUUCAUGGUGUCUUUGGCGAGGCUGCAGCACCGUUUGCUCGGGGCGAUGGAGGGAAUGGAAGACCGAAAGGGGAUUCUGAUGCACGAGCUCCGGCAGGCGAGGGCCGCCACUGAGGAACUCUGGGAGAUGGAGAGAUCCGGAGGUUUGAUGGGAUGCUGUGAGCUUGAUGCCGUUGCAGGCGGGCCGGCGUGGGAGAGAGUGGAGAGGUUCAAAUGUUGGUUUGGUUUGCUGAGGUCCGGAACGGAGAACCUUGUGGGUCAGCUGGAUGACUUCUUUGAAGAGAUCGUUGAAGGGAGGAAGAAGCUCUUGGAUUUGUGCAGUCACAGAUAG